AUGGAUACGCUGAAAGAUAUUCCAGAGUUCUUCGAAACUCGACUAGACGAAUCCUUGGAUGCACGAAGGGAGGGAUUAGCCACUUUCCGGGAACUCGGCCCACCAGACUUAUGUCACAUUACAAAGGCUAAUGCGAAACCAGGUGUUAAGGAGGUCGGCUCUUAUCAUUAUGUAUCUGGUGUCGAUGCGUCAUCCUCGGCUACAUUAGCAGCGUACCUUAAUUCGCUAACAUACGCAUUGGAAGAAGCGCAUGCAUGGUUCUCAAAGUCAUCCGCAUGGCGCAUUCGUUCGGGCGUGUAUUGUUGUUUCAAUGCCUUUUCACGAGUGGACGUACGUGUCGAAGUCAAGAUUCCUGGAGGGGUAGAGAGCUACGUAAUUGAUUUGCGCGGUGAAAGACGCGAAGCUACGCCAGAGAUUUGGCAAGAGACGUACAUUUCCGCAAUUCUUCGCGCCAUAUUGUAUUCAGAUGAUGCCAAUUAUCGUUUGUAUGGGAUUCGUAAAUUGGAUCCUAUCCCGAAUAUAGAAGCCGAGGCACAUUUCUUGGAAGCUGCUGAACAGUUGUUCUUCAAAGGAUGGCAGCUUGGGUCCGAUCCUGAAAUCCAAGUAGCUACCGUUGUCAACAAUCACUUGACAGCAGGGAUUAUGAAAUAUUUCAGUGAGAGCUUUAGAUACGAGAGAGCUGAAUCGGAAGUAGCGGCACUAUUGGCAAAGUCUUAUAUUGGCAUGGAUGAAGAAAUCAAGGCGGUAAACAUUCUGUACGAUGCUCUUAAACAAAAUUCAUUGAGCUGUGCCUUACUUCACGUACAAACAGACUUUCUUCUAAGUAAGGGUGCGGUUGAAUAUGCUUUAAAGCUAGCGAAGCAGGCGGUAAACUGCGCACCAUCCGAGUUUGUGACAUGGGCCAAGCUAACAGAAGUCUAUAUUGAGUUGGGUGACUAUGAGUCUGCUUUAUUAUCAUUGAAUUCAUGUCCAAUGUUUACUUACAACGAAAGGGACAUGCAUCGUAUGCCAACUCCCGCAAGGUCUCAUUUACCCGUCAGAGCUGACAUAGCAAACGCAGGGAUCUUGGGCGACGACAAUAUUUAUGAUAAUGAGUUUGAUGAAAAGCCCAUAUUGCUGCCAGCAUCAUCUUUGCGGGGAACUUUUGCAAAGGCCUAUUUGCUUCUGACACGUCUUGUUCAUAAAGUUGGCUGGGAUGCAUUAUUAAAAUUUCGAUCAUCUGUAUUUGUUAUGGAAGAAGAAUAUCGACUGCAGAAGGCUGCUGAGGAAGAGCGUCAAAAACGAGUUCAUAAGAGCAUAAGCCAAGCUGCAUUACAAGAAACUGUUAAUGGAAAUGCCGAUCAUAAAAAAAGCGACGAGAAAACAUCGGUUAUACCAAAAAUUACUGUUUCGACCGCAAAUGAGUCAGAAAACGUAAACAAUGAUACAGCUGAAAAUGAAGGCAACGAAAAUACGUCAGGAGCUGAUAAAGAAGCCCCGGUUCAGACAGCUACUAAAGCGGCGACUCAACAAGAAGAGACUCGACCAGAAGAGACUCAACCAGAAGAGACUCAACCAGAAGAGACUUCAGGAAAAACUGAUGAUGAAACUGAUGGACAAUCUGGUGACCCUGAUAAAUUGGAAGAUGUCAAUCUUGGUGAUAGUGCGAACGGCGACGGCAAUAGUAAUAUCGCAGAAUCUAAACCCGAAACACAUGAACUCAGGACGCCGGAACUUGUGAAGCCAAGGCAGGCUGCAAACGAAGAUACAUCUGAUGCACAAAGUACAUGUGAUGAAUCAAAGGAUGAUAUAUUCUCUUUCAACAACAAGAGACUUUGCGAAAGAUGGCUCGACAAUUUAUUUAUGGUGCUUUACGAGGAUUUGAGAAUAUAUACUGGACGGCGUUCAGAGCUUUCACAUUACGAGGCUCAUCAAUUAACCUACCGCAAAAGCAGUGCAGAAUGGGAGAUGUUUGGUGACUUGGCUGCCCGUUUAUAUCACAAGGAGGAAUCGAUAGAAGCAUAUCAACAUUGCCUAGAUCAAAAGUUCUCUCCUAAAGCAUGUUUAAAACUCUUGGAGUAUUAUGCAGAGAAGGGUGAUGCACAGAAGGCACUGGCGGCAGCUGUUAAAUUGACGGUUUACCAAGAGCGUUGGUACCACGAAAUUAUCUAUCCUACGGCUGUCUCGUGUAAUCUAAACAAGCUCAUUCGCAAAGAGGGACUCGCAAUAAUGUAUAAUACUCUCCUGGCGAUGAACUUGCCCGAAACUGUGCUGAAGCUAGUAUUACGUUAUUUUACCUUUACUGAAAAUUUCAAAAUACAAGGAUAUGAUUUUUAA
Molecule: messenger RNA, 2316 nt
Organism: Paraglomus brasilianum
Lineage: Eukaryota; Fungi; Glomeromycota; Glomeromycetes; Paraglomerales; Paraglomeraceae
Source: the annotation of a GenBank genome assembly